AUGUCGAACAGGCAGGCCGCUCUCUCGCUCUACCGCCGGGCAUUGAAGCUCGCUCUCGACUGGACGGUGCAUCGCAACCUCUGGCGGGGCCAGGCGCUUUACAUCCGCUCCCUCUUCGAGAAGAACCGCAAUGUUACCGAUCCACGUCUGCAACGGGCACUGCUGAAGGAGACGGAGAAGCUGUUGGAGAAGUGGAAGCACCCAGAUCCGUACUGCCCACCGACUGCUCCUGGAGGUUCCAAGUACGAAAGGAAUCUGCCUGUUCCCAACCUCGAACCCCCCCCGCCGCUCAAGUUCUGA
This is a messenger RNA of Thermochaetoides thermophila DSM 1495, 300 nucleotides long. RefSeq lists its product as uncharacterized. Gene Ontology annotation, biological process: mitochondrial electron transport, NADH to ubiquinone. Lineage: Eukaryota; Fungi; Ascomycota; Sordariomycetes; Sordariales; Chaetomiaceae. The transcript has 5 exons. The coding region runs from base 1 to 300 and encodes 99 amino acids. The record is from RefSeq and is a predicted model, not a curated record.